AUGGCGAUCAAGCACAACAACCAGAUUCAGAAGAACCACUUCCGCAAGGACUGGCAGCGUCGUGUCCGUGUGCACUUCGACCAGCCCGGCCGGAAGCACCGUCGUCGUGAGGCCCGCAUCGCUAAGGCGGCUGCCGUUGCUCCCCGUCCGGUCGACAAGCUGCGUCCCGUUGUCCGAUGCCCCACCAUCAAGUACAACCGCCGUGUCCGUGCCGGUCGUGGUUUCACCCUCGCUGAGCUGAAGGAAGCUGGUAUCCCCAAGAAGCUUGCUCCCACCGUUGGUAUCUCCGUUGACCACCGCCGCACCAACUACUCUAAGGAGUCCCUGGUUGCCAACGUCGCCCGUCUCCAGGACUACAAGGCCCGCCUGAUCCUCUUCCCCCGCAAGAGCGGUCAGUUCAAGAAGCUCGACUCCUCCGCUGAGGAAGUCAAGUCCGUCAAGGCUACCGUCGCUGAGGGCAAGCGUGACGGUAUCGUCACCCGUGUUGAGGCCACCUUCCCCAUCACCAACCCCACUGCCGCCGAGGCCGUUACUGAGGUCAAGCGCGACUCGCUCCCCAAGGGUGAGGAGGCUGCCUACCGUCGUCUCCGUGACGCCCGCGCUGAGGCCCGCUACAAGGGUAUCCGCGAGAAGCGUGCCAAGACCAAGGCUGAUGAUGAGGUCGCUGCCAAGAAAUAA
Molecule: messenger RNA, 678 nt
Organism: Penicillium digitatum Pd1
Lineage: Eukaryota; Fungi; Ascomycota; Eurotiomycetes; Eurotiales; Aspergillaceae
Product: 60S ribosomal protein eL13
Biological process (GO): translation
Cellular component (GO): cytosolic large ribosomal subunit; ribosome
Molecular function (GO): structural constituent of ribosome; RNA binding
Source: RefSeq, a predicted model, not a curated record